AUGUCUCUAUCGAGACGUUAUGUUCAAGUGGGAUUUCUCUGGUUUUGCACCCUGAAUGGCAUAACCGUCCUUAACAUAACUUCCGGAAGAUAUCGAAAAUCGCGUUUUCUUAUCGGUUAUCGCAUCGUUCACAAUUUUCUCGUUAUAAUCUUGACUGUGAAGUUUUUGCUGGAGUUUUGGCGGGUCAGUGAGGAGUCAUUUUCUCAGUCUCCUCUGGUUAAACUGGCUGCCAUCACAUACUUUGGGCUGGUUUUCAUAUCGCUUAUUAGUUGCAUGCUUUGUGCCCAUCGCCGACAGGAGAGCAUACGCAUUAUGCUAGUUAAACUAAAAGAUUUUGAUGAAAUAAUCCAGAAACGUGGCUACACUCUUUCAAGGGAGAAAAAAAAAUUUCUUGAUCUCCUCACAGUAGGCCUUGUCGCUCUGCUGAUCCUUCGGCUUGCUAUUCAUGGAUUUUUGAAUGUAAAAAGAUUCAUGAGGGGAUCCCAUAACCCUUGUAACUGCUUUUUGUCAGAGUGCAUGAUCUUUGCAAUGAACUCUUUGGCAUUUGGCAUCUUGCACGAGCUCUGCCGCAAUUGGUGGUGUUUGCAGUCCGGGCUAAAGAUGUUGCUAUUGGAAAGGAAGCCUUUUAAAGAUCGGCUGACUCAUUUGAGAAAGCUUUUGGACACGUUUCAGUGCCUAAUUGAUAUGACACAAGAUGUUUGUGUGGUAUUUAGGUUUGUUUUCUUGUGCUACUUGAUGCGGAAUGUCUGGAGCGGCAUACGAGUCGGAUACAUGCUGGUCCGCGUCUGUCUGGGCCACAGUGCCAUCGAGUCAGAAUUGGAGUAUCUUCAAAUGGUAUUUGUCACAUGUAUACAACCGCUGCUUUAUUCCAUCCUGAUGAACUAUCUCACCCACACCACCGAUAAUCUCCUGGAAGACACAAAGAGCAUGAUGAGAGAAUUAUACCAUGCCAAUGCUCGAGUUGAUCAAGCAAUGGAAUGGUUUUCUCUGCAGGUUGCAAAACAGCAUACUUACGUUCAUAUCUUCAGUACUUAUCGUCUCAACCGGGCUUUGGUGUUUGAGGGGUGCUCGGUAAUCCUGUUGCAUGUCAUCUAUAUGGUUCAGUGCGAGUACACUCAAAUGUUUUAAUAGAUUAAAACUUAACUUAAAAUCUUGAAAUGGUUGGAGAUGCGUACUAGUUCUUUAUUGGCAACUAUUACGGCCAAGAAC
Messenger RNA from Drosophila bipectinata, 1209 nucleotides. RefSeq names its product Gustatory receptor 85a (gene Gr85a). The record is from RefSeq and is a predicted model, not a curated record. Lineage: Eukaryota; Metazoa; Arthropoda; Insecta; Diptera; Drosophilidae. Gene Ontology annotation, cellular component: membrane. Gene Ontology annotation, biological process: sensory perception of taste.